AUUAUGUAAAUAAUCAAAAAAAAAACAAUAAAGUUAUAACCACGUGGACAUGAGUUGACGACUCAUCUGGAUUUUUGCUUUAUACAUUAAACUUUUCGACACAUAAAGCAAAAUGAAAUUCAAUCCUACAUGGGUUUACAUAGUUUCAUUUGUGGAUUUGUUUGCUGUUAGCCUGUCUAUACCUCUGCUAUCUGCACAUCUCAGGACACUAGGAGCAUCUCAUAUUUUAAUUGGAGUCUCCAGUUCACUGUAUGCUGGAACACAGCUGAUCAGCGGGCCUAUUGUCGGAAGUUGGAGUGACCAAAAAGGACGACAAGUAACUUUAUUAAUCAGUCUGACAAUAUGUGCAAUUUGUUAUAUGUUCCUGGGUAGUAUUAAAUCUCUAUGGAUGGUAUUAAUAAUCCGAGCUGGAUUGGGUACUUUCAAACACAUCCAAGUCUUGGCACGGACCAUUUUAUCUGACAGAGUAUUACCAGAGGAACAAAGUAAAAUCUCUGGCCGUUUGACCGCUCUGUCAAGUGCGGGUUUCAUUGUUGGGCCCGCAAUUGGUGGACACCUUACAGAAUUUGAAGAUGGAUUUUCUUACCUAUGUUACUGCACUGCUUUAUUGUUUGCUGUCAAUAUUGGAAUAACGUAUUUAUUUCUCUGUGAUCCACCCAAAGCUGGAUCACCAGAUGAAACCAAGGCAUCUCUUGAUAAAAAGCAGUAUCUGAGUCUAAGACAGCAAAUGUUGUCUGUAGUGCGCCAUUUAGUCAAUGUUGAUUGGACAAUUUACGGAGAUAUAUUUGCUCUAAAGUUCCUAAUGGCUGUUUCCCUUGCAACAUUCACAUCAAAUUAUUUUGCCAAUGUUCAGGAGACGUACAAUAUUUCGCCUCGUUGGGCAGGCUACACGAUUUCAUUUCAAGGUCUAAUAGGAUCUUCGGCAGGCUUAUUGGCUGGUUGGGUAGACCAGAAGUUGUACAAAAACGAUCUAAGCUUCAAGCAGCGUAAUUUACAUGGAUUUAUAAUCAUGACAAUAUCUUAUGUAGGACUUUUCACUGCCCCGACUUUACAUUUCUUCAUGCUUAGUAUCGUACCGCUUAGAGCAGCUAGCUCUUUACUAAGAAUAGUUGAAAUGGACAUGGUCUUAAGAAGAUGUCCCCCAACGCAACGAGGCUCUUUAGUUGGCACUAGCAACAGCAUAUCUAAUAUUGCCCGUCUUGUAGCACCGGUGCUUGCAGGCUUCAUGGGAGAUAUGUACGGGACCAGAAGCGCGAUUUUAUUAUCUACAGUAUUGACCGUCCUAGGUAUAAUUGUUUCAUUAAUGGUCAGACCAUACAAGCCUAUUCAAACAAAGGUUGACUAACUUGAAAUGUUAUCUGCAUGGAUGUGCCUUUAUAAUAUUAAUUAAAGCUUCUGUUGCUCUUUAUGCUUCGAAUUUUAGUAUUUUCUGUGGGUAUAACCAUGCUGGAUAAAGUCAUUCUUCUAGCAUCAAGUAUUUUAACAAGUUACACAUACACAAGAUGUUGCAUUAUUUCAAUUUAGUUAUCCGCUCAAAAUAACCACAGGUGACCCUAUUGUAUGUUGUAGCAUACACAGUUUCCGCAAUUUUGUUAAAGAUAAAAUUUGAUCAACCUAGUCCUUGCUAUUUGUAACGAAACGCCACAUUGAUAAAUGCAGAUGAAUUAUUUACCGAUCCUGCUAAAAGUGGGUUUUGAAAUAAACUUUAUGGCUGUCUGAUAAUUCCAUGUACCUAUGAAAAAA
Diprion similis is the source of this 1743-nucleotide messenger RNA. RefSeq names its product major facilitator superfamily domain-containing protein 9-like. Gene Ontology annotation, molecular function: transmembrane transporter activity. The transcript has 5 exons. The coding region runs from base 113 to 1345 and encodes 410 amino acids. The record is from RefSeq and is a predicted model, not a curated record. Gene Ontology annotation, biological process: transmembrane transport. Lineage: Eukaryota; Metazoa; Arthropoda; Insecta; Hymenoptera; Diprionidae.